GCGUGUAGUGCAGGCUAGCGCGAUGGAGUCGGGGUUGAUUGGGCGCUUAGCCCCGCGCCUGGGCCUCACUAAACCUGAAGUGCUGAGAAAAGCAGAGGAGUACUUGAGACUGUCCCAGGUGAAGUGCAUUGGUUUAUCUGCACAUAUCACAGAAACCAGCAAUGCAGUCAUGUGCCUGGACCUUGCUGCUUCCUGGAUGAAAUGCCCCUUGGACAGGCCUUAUUUAAUUAAACUUUCUGGUUUGAACAAGAAGAUGUAUCAGAGCUGUCUUAAAUCUUUUGAGUGUUUACUGGGCCUGAAUUCAAAUAUUGGAAUAAGAGACCUAGCUGUACAAUUUAGCUGUACAGAAGCAGUGAACAUGGCUUCAAAGAUACUGCAAAGUUACGAGUCCAGUCUUCCCCAGACACAACAAGUAGAUCUUGACUUAUCCAGGCCACUUUUCACCACUGCUGCACUACUUACAGCAUGCAAGAUUCUAAAGUUAAAAGUGGAUAAAAACAAAAUGGCAGCCACAUCUGGUGUAAAAAGAGCCAUAUUUGAUCGACUAUGUAAACAAUUAGAGAAGAUUGGGCAGCAAAUUGACAAUAGAGAACCUGGAUAUUUAUCUAGUCCACCCCAGAAGAAAAAGAAAAUAGUGGUUGAACCACCAGUGAAGGAAAUAGAAAAAGUAGUAGAGGUCCCACAUACAUCUCAGAAAGAUGAAGAUCUGACACAGGAUUAUGAAGAAUGGAAAAGGAAAAUUUUAGAAAAUGCUGUGAAAGCUCAAAAGACUACAGCAAAGUGAUUGCAGUUUCCAGACUGGUAUGUGCUGCAAACCUACGGUACGCUGCCACUUCCAGGAAGAUUUUAGGACUUUGGGAUUUUGUUUGAACUUUUAUAACAAUACCCUAUUGCCUUCAUAGUAAAGAAGCCAGCACUAGGGCUAAUUUCUGUUCUGGGCUAUGGGCUGGCCCCUGCCUUGACAAUAUUAAAUCAACUACAAUACUUCAGCUCUCCACAGGUCUCCACUCUCCCACAAGAUGUAAUAGAAACCACUUUGCUUUUCGAUUGUGUUUUAAGCUAAAGGCAGUUUCCAUUUCUAUCUGGAAUAUAAAUUUCAGGCUGAAUGGAAUCUUACCAAUUCUACUUAAGUUGUGUGUGUUUUUUGGUUUGACUAAAUAUAUUGUACAGCCUAUAUUAAUAAAUGUUAUUUUUAUAUACACUCAGA
Marmota flaviventris (yellow-bellied marmot) is the source of this 1207-nucleotide messenger RNA. RefSeq names its product origin recognition complex subunit 6 (gene Orc6). Gene Ontology annotation, molecular function: DNA binding. Gene Ontology annotation, cellular component: nuclear origin of replication recognition complex. Lineage: Eukaryota; Metazoa; Chordata; Mammalia; Rodentia; Sciuridae. The record is from RefSeq and is a predicted model, not a curated record. Gene Ontology annotation, biological process: DNA replication; DNA replication initiation.